CACGACGAAAUAUCUGGCUAUGCCUAUCUAAACGUAGACACAAAACCUCUAAGUUUACGCGGGGGGUGAAGUCGAAAAUCAAUAAGAAUGUUACGUGUCAGUUUAUCAAGGUGUGUAAAAAAAUACGGUGAAUAAUGUAAGCGUGAUGGAACCGUGAAAGGUGUAGCUAACAGCUGUCGGAUCGAAUAAUAAUUUCGUGUAAUAUUUGUGACAAACAAAAUAUGCAUAUAUAUAUCAUUUAAAAUGUGCGAGACGUGGAUACAAAAAGCGCAAUUGUUUUGACAGACAAUCUAGUAAAGUUCAUUCUGUAAGCUUUCACAUUCUCAGAAAUGUUAGUCAACGGUUUCAUCAUAAAAAUACUGGCGAUUUCAUCGCUGGUUAUAUUCCAGUCUCAUCCAACUUCAUCGACACACAUAACAGGAACGUUUAACACACGUGAAUUUUUUCGAUUUCUCAUGAAGUUUGGUUUCCAAAAAACGGAUCGUCAUCGUCCUAAGGACUCCUUUGGCUACAUAUUUGGGAAUGUUACAUCCCGGAGAAAUUUCUCCUAUCCCAUAACCAUGGCAGUUUUGGACCGUGGUCACUUUUUGGAGUACUACGGAAACAGAACAAUUAGAAACAAAGAUGUUGCCUGUUCUUUAAUGUUUGAUACCCUCAACCAGAGUUCCUAUGAUCCGACUUGUAACGACAAGGGACAGGACUAUCUACGUAGAGUUCCAUGUCCUAAAGGAAAACUCUGUGACAAUGAGGAUAAGGCGUCAAAUGUUGUGCCAGGAUAUCAGUUCACUUAUGUUAUUCAGGACCUCCGUAGACCAAGAUUUUGGUACAUGAGCCUUGUAGCUUGUUAUCAUAAUACUACCACUUGCAAGUGGCAGCAUUAUGACAAGGAAGAUGAGCUAGAAUAUGAUAUAUGGCUCGUUAAUGGAAACCCCAAUACCAGUGGUGUCAAUGCGUUGUCAUAUCAGUUUUCUUAUGACAGACAAAAUACCAUCGAACUCUACCUUCUGUUCUUCGUCUGCUAUGUUAUCCUUGUUCCUUUUCAACUGUACGCCGCUAGCAUGCAGAGACAUCCUGUAACUCGGCUCUUUACAGCUAGUUUGCUUUUGGAGUUUGUAGCUAUUUGUUUGAUCCUCAUUCAUGUCCUUAAAUUUGCCCUCGAUGGAGUUGGCUAUGAACAGCUGGAAGUUGCAGGGGAUAUCUUUGAUAUUUUGUCCAGGACAUCCUUCAUGCUUCUAUUACUCCUCUUAGCCAAGGGAUGGGCAGUGACAAGGAUGGAGCUAACUUGGAAGCCUUUGGUUUUUGCUAUCUGGCUCUGCUAUGGGAUUGUUCAUAUCCUGUUGUACGUUUGGAAUAUGACGGAAGUUGACAUCAUUGAAGAUGUCGAUGAGUACCAGACGUGGCCUGGAUGGUUUAUCCUAUUAUUCCGCAGCACGAUAAUGGUUUGGUUUUUGUACGAGUUGAGAAAUACUAUGACUUAUGAGCACAACACCCAAAAACUGAACUUUCUCUUACACUUUGGAGCAUCUUCGCUAGUCUGGUUCAUCUACCUUCCGAUAAUAGCCUUAAUUGCUUUGCAAGUUAGUGCGCUAUGGAGGUUUAAGCUUCUGCUAGGAAUCACAUAUUCAGCUGAUUGUUUCGCAUACUUCGUGAUGGCUCAUUUGCUAUGGCCAACAAGAAGUGAGCAGUACUUCCUACUGGCGCAGGGUGCGGAUAAUGGAGAUGAGCUUGACGAGUUUAAUGAAGCACCUCACGUGUUAAAUAAUUAUGUGGAGCCACCAGAGCUCAGUAAAGUACUAGCCUAAUGAAAUCGGAUAUCAGGUAAAACGUAGGCUUAGAAUUAGCAUUAGAAUUUUGAAUUAAGUUUAAUGAACGAAUUGGGAGCGAAAAUAGUAAAUAACCGAUAAAUAAUCAACGAGAUAUUUACUGUAAAGAAAACUGAACGAUGUGAUCAAAAAUUUGCCAAACGGAUAUAAAAAUGGUAAAAACAAACACUUAUAUACGAGAUAACGUGAUGUAUGAUACUCUAAAAUGCACUUUUUGAGACUGAAGUACCUUGUGCGCAACACCCUUUCUCUUUUUUUCUUAUUAAAACGUGUCCUAAAACUCAAUUAUUCGAUAACUCAAGAACGUAUUGCCUUUCUAUUAUUGAUGAUGAUAGUUGAUACGUAUUGAGUAACAAUCCUGAGACCCUGUACAAAAUUCCGAUAAUUUGUAAAAACACCAUUCUCCACUCUAAAGUUCAUUCUCCCAAUCCUCAACAAAUACCUUUCCGAGCUUUUGCUCACAGCUUUUUCACUUUUGAACUUUUCCACUUUUUCACGGCGAUUAUGUGAUCAGCCUGUUCGGUGUUCUUUUUUUUCAAUUAUUUGUAACCCAGGCUGAAUCGGAAAUAUUCGUAAUAACUAAAUUUACAAUAUGGAAGAAGAAAAAAAAAGGAUAGAGCUCUGGCUUUCUUAUACGUAUUGAUAGAUAUUUAAAAAUAAUAUUCGUCAUUUCUCUGAUAAAAAAAAAGAAUACACUUGCACAUCACAAACACAUCUUCCCAUAUUGUCGAAAAUCGUCGUCAUUUGUUGUUGCUCAAUCUUGUCAAUAAGCUACGUGACAAGUGUGAAUAUAAUUAGCAUAAAGUUGUAUAUUGGAUAAUAUUAUAACACAUGGUACGUCUUUGCAUUGUUCUAAUCUCAUAUUUUAGAUAAAAAAAAAGAAAGAAAACAAAAAAAAAACACUAUCGUAAUCGGUUAUCGCGAUACGUACGCUGUAAAGGAUAGUUAUAAUCGAACUACGUAAUUUAGUUCAUUGUUUCAGUGAAGCGAAUAAUUCCCUCUAUUAGUAUUCUGACCCCAUCGAGACAGAACAAAUCAUUAAUAGCCUGAUUUGUAACGACCUAAAAUCAGUGCAAGACGAUCACAAUGUUUUUGUUGAUGUUACAAUCGGUAUUCUAGUAAAUAGAGAGGAAAGAUCAUGUACAAUAGGUUUCAUAUUGUAGCAACCUAGUGAUAUUACUUUAUGCGAGUAACCGUAAUUAUUAGUCCUCAUAGAAGUUUUUGAAGAUUUCAGUAUAACGUGAUCAUGAGUGAAAGUGCAAACAAAAGUAUGUUUCAACAUGAACUUGAAUGACAUCAAAACAGAAGAAACAAAGGGAACUGAUUCAUUCAAACACAAAUAUUUACUGCACAAUAUUUGUUUAAUUAUACAUGUAGUCUAUGGAUAUCUUUUACAUUAUAAUUACGUACUUUAAUUACGUUCUAAAUAUGAGUGUGUGCUAUAUCGAACGUUUUUAUCAUCGUUCAGACUAGGCGACUGCCAAAAAAAUGCGUCACAAACUGUUUUAAUAAUAAAAUAAAUUAACAUAAAUCCACAACAGA
Messenger RNA from Athalia rosae (coleseed sawfly), 3365 nucleotides. RefSeq names its product transmembrane protein 145. NCBI's taxonomy places the organism in Eukaryota, Metazoa, Arthropoda, Insecta, Hymenoptera, Athaliidae. Gene Ontology annotation, biological process: response to pheromone; G protein-coupled receptor signaling pathway. Bases 330 to 1802 code for a protein of 490 amino acids. The record is from RefSeq and is a predicted model, not a curated record. The transcript is spliced from 4 exons.